AUGUCUCGGGACUGGAGAGGAGGUCAGCCCUUUUUGCGGAGCACUUACCCUAAGCGUUUUGGCUCUAUCGAAGCUCAAGACGGUCCCCCGAUAUGGUCGAGGGCUCUCCUUACACUUGAUAUCACAACAUCAUUCAUCGGGACAGGUGCGAGCAACGAAGCCCACUCCAACAGCAGGGCGGGCUGUGGCAUAACAGUCACUAGCGCCGAAGGUACUUUUCAGUACGAAGAACACGCAGUGGUGUUUCUCUACAGUUGUACUUCCGUCUUUGAAUUGCGCCCGAAGAGCCACAGUUGCUAUUUUCAUCGUCACUAUUACAAGGAGAGGAAUGACAGGG
Molecule: messenger RNA, 337 nt
Organism: Eimeria acervulina
Lineage: Eukaryota; Apicomplexa; Conoidasida; Eucoccidiorida; Eimeriidae
Exons: 2
Source: RefSeq, a predicted model, not a curated record